UACAUCGUCACUCCGUUCUAGCCAGUCGCCAUUGAGCAGCCAUUUUGGUGUGUAAGGAGUGCUCAAGUACCAAAAAUCAGUGAUCUAAAUAAUUGUUUUCGGUAGGAAAAGUAUCAAAACUGCUAGUUAGUGACCCAUAUGGCUUGUUUAAAUACGUUGAAACAAGAGAUAAGGACAUUAGAAUCGGUUUUUACGAAAAAUCAUGAACGGUUUAAGAUCAUCUCUGCCAGUGUUGACGAAUUGACAUGUAGGUUUAUUGGAAAGAAUGCUGUAGAAUACACGAUCCAUGCGAAUAUUACGGAAACUUAUCCCGCAUCACCACCCGUGUGGUUUGCAGAUUCCGAAGAAACUAGUAUAGCAAAUGCGGUUCAAAUAUUAAGCAACACAGAAGGCUUGGACAAUCAUGUCCUCCAUCAGGUGAUAAUACUUCUUAGGGAACUAUGCCGAUUGCAUGGCGUUCCAGAACCACCCGACUUAGAAAGACUGCAUAUUCUAAAUCCACUAACAACAAAUCGAAUAACAUCUCGUAAUAGCACUGGCGACGGAGACUACGCAAUGGACGAUGAAAACUUAGAUAGCGACGCAGAUUUGGAUAUCGCCGAUAGUGAUGGCGAAGAAGAUAGUGAUGCUGACGAGGAUCUUGCAAUGGAAGUCGAAGACAACAGACCGAAAGCAGACGAAAUGGGAGUGGAACACUUGGCCACAUUGGAACGAUUAAGACAGAAUCAACGUCAGGAUUACUUAAGGGGCUCAGUGUCGGGUUCCGUCCAAGCCACAGAUCGUCUCAUGAAAGAAUUACGCGACAUAUACCGAUCAGACUCCUUCAAAAACAAGAUGUACCAGAUCGAAUUAGUUAGCGAUUCACUCUAUGAGUGGAACGUCAGAUUGAUGUGCGUUGAUCCUGAUAGCCCUCUCAGCCAUGAUCUCCAGAUGCUCAAAGAGAAAGAGGGCAAAGACGCGAUUCAGCUCAAUAUGUUAUUCAAAGACACGUAUCCAUUUGAGCCACCAUUUGUCAGAGUUGUGCAUCCUAUUAUCUCAGGUGGAUAUGUCUUGGUUGGAGGUGCCAUCUGCAUGGAACUAUUGACGAAACAAGGCUGGUCUAGUGCGUAUACAGUAGAAGCUGUGAUAAUGCAGAUCUCGGCUACCUUGGUAAAAGGCAAAGCUCGCAUCCAGUUUGGAACACCAAAAGUCUGCUCACAGGGGCAGUAUAGUCUAGCGCGUGCCCAACAAAGCUUCAAAUCUCUUGUACAAAUUCACGAGAAGAAUGGUUGGUUCACGCCCCCAAAAGAAGAUGGCUAAACCGACGAAGGCGACGACCAACUUCUUAUUUUUAUUUCUACAUUUUCUGUGGGCGUAGAACGCAUUGUUUCAAAAAAAAAAUAUCGCCCCUAAAAUAAACAGAGUUCCCAAAAAAUCGUCAAAAUCGUUGUUCUUAGUGCCUGCGGACAGUUUCUUUUGUUCCUUGAAAUAUUACCGUAGUGGCAGGACUAUUAGCGAGUUGUUUCAUUAGAAUGUGAUUUUUUUUAAUUCUUUUUCUGAUUAGUUAAAAAAUAAUUUCUAAAAACGAAGCACGUUCGAGUGGAAAAAAAUGACUGUGACUGUUUUAAUCUUUGUAGACGAAUCGUUAUAGAUUUUUCCUCGAUACCAAAUGUUAGACAACUCUCGGCAAAAUGUUCAAAUCACAGUGAGCUAUAUAAAAAGGUGACUACUACAACAACAUAGUUUUAUUUCAUUUUAUGACUACGACUUAGCACUAAUCAAUAAACUUAUUUAUACGGUGAAACUCGCUUAUUGGAAUAGCCUUCUUGAAAAGCAAAAGUAUUCCUAUAACCGGGAUAUUCUAAUAACCAAUCAUUGGUGGCUAGUAGAAACAUUUUGGGACCUUAAACUUCUAUUCCUUAAACCGGGAUAUUUCUAUAACUGGUAUUCGAAUAAGCGGGUUAGACUCUAUCGCAUAUACCAAAAUUCGGGUUUUUAAUUUUCUUACUCGAUUGGAUCUAGUGAACAAAGGCUUAUCAACGAAUUACAUAAAAUUUACAAUGUUUCUUCCAAUUUAAAUAAGUAUUUAGUCUGAAUAAACUGACUAAACGUGAGGAACAAAUUAUUUGCUGGCGUAUAUUUUGCCUUUUUCUUCUUUAAGUGCCAUCUCUGCGACGAAGCACACUCUCUACAUAACAUUUAAUUAGUCUUAUUCUGAAGGCCAAUGUCAAAUCUUUUAAGCAUAAAAUCUUUUUCAUUUUCACGAAGUUGUCACAUGCUUUUUCAAUUCUCACUCUUAUUUUUGCAGUAUAAUCGUUAUUUUCUGUGAUUAUCGUUCGCAAGUAAGUAUAUUUGUUUAAAACUUUAAAAAGGGGGUAAACCCUGUAGUUGGCUGUAUACCUUCAAUAUAACAACGUGGAAUGAAGUAAACACUUCUGUUGUAUGUAGACAUAUGAAUUUAUUAAAAAAUCCUUAAAAUUUAUCCACGAAUGAGUGGAAGUACAAAACGUUUUCGGUCAGACUGACCAUCAUCAGUGUAAACCUGGAAAUAAGUGAACCACUAAGAUUAAAAGCAAAAGGGUGAAAUAUUGACAGUUGAAAAAAUUUAAGAAAAUGUGGUUACUUACGUCCAGUGUACAAGUAAUUGUAACUAGCCACUUCAAUAGGUAUAAAAACCUCUAAAAUACAUUAUUGUUACAUUUAAUAUUAAAAAGUGGUCGACAUUAAGUCGAUGUCUUAAGAUUUAAAGAUCACAUGUGAAUGUAUUUCAUCCUUGCUCGAAAAUUGCACAAGGUAUGUACUUGUGUUCAGGUGAGAGGUUACGAACCAACUGAUUAGACAGUUUGGUGCCAUAAAUGUAUGACAAGAUGUCAAAGGAAGUUAGGUGGAUUUUUCAUCUGUCAACCGAAAAAAAUUUUAAUUUUCAUUUCAAUAUACCAAUUAAAACUAAAUAUUAAUCUCUUUGUUAAAAAUUUUUUAACAAAGGAUAACCAUCCACUUGAUCUAACAUAGCGACAAAAGACACUUCGUGGAUAAAUUUUAAGGAUUUUUUAAUAAAUUCAACAACAGAAGUGUUUACUUCAUUCCACGUUGUUAUAUUUCUUUACUCUCUCAAUCUGCUGGCUGCAUACCGUUAAUAUUUCGAUUGUAUUGUUGUUCUUGCUAAUUUUCAUAAAUUUGGUCUUUUUGAUGUUAAGACUAAGACUCUCCAUCUCAUGGUUAGGUCCAGGACUUAUUGACCGAGGUAUUAUGCAUCAAAAAUUCGUUAAAAUAUGUCAAGUCACCUAAAUUUUUUCUGGGUAGGAUCCUUAAAUUUGUAAUCUCGUGAAAAAUGGCCAUUACCAAUAUUUUUAGCAAUUAAUAAUUUUGUGGUCGAGUUGAAUUUUCGUGGGUAAUAAUACUUUAUAAAAAAUUUUCUUAAUACAAGUAAAUCCCCACCAAUUAUGUAGCUAUGACUGUUGAUAAUGAAAAUAUUUUCCCAAGUGACGUACAUAUAAUUUCAAAAAUACUUGCCGAUUGGAAUCGAGGUAAAAAUGAUUUCCUUAUUUAAAGGAAAGGGAUCGAAAGUUCUCGUAGAGGUGUGCAAUGGUUGUUUUGUUUUGGUAUUGUAAUAGUGUGGGAAGGGAAAUAGGUCUUGGGCCCACCAUUUAAAAAUAAUAUUACUUUCCUUGUGAGACUUUUUUUAUUCAGUUAUUCAUGUCGAGUCGGGCAACUUAUCUAUUUCGGAAAAUUUUGGGAGGGGGUGUUUCGUAAAUAUACAGGGUGUCCCCGAAAAUAGUGCGUUCCUUUAAGGUAUGGAUAUAAUACACAAUUUAGAACAAAAAAGUCCUAUAACAUUUUUUUCUAAAGUUGACCGUUUCCAAAAAAAAAAUUACAUUUUCUCCAUAUACUGUGGAACCUCGAUUAUCCGUCUCUCUAUUAACCGUCACCUCUGUUAACCAUCAGGGUCCAUACAUAAGUUGUUAUAUUGACUACAUAAGUAAAAAUUUAGUCAUCAAUUAAUUUUGUUUGAGCAUUGCGAUAAGCCAAACGAAAUUCGUUGAAAUGUACACGUGCAGUAAUGCCACCACCGCAUUUUUUAUGUAAAUAAGUUUUGUUCUUAUUCAGGGCUCUGGAUUAAAUUUCAAUUUAAAUAGGUAACGAUAAAUGAUACCAUGCUUUUAGAGUUCUAUUUUUAGAAUCGCAAGCCGAAAAUAAAAACGCACGGCACAAUAAUUAUUAGAUUUGAUGAUUUUACGUCGAUUAAGAAAUUCAGCACUUGCAAAAUGUAAAGUAACAAGAAAACAAACAAAGAAUUCGGAAUAUUUUAAAUCAAACUAAUUCGACUGUACUAACAUAAAUACCUCUUAUAUUGUCAAAUAAAACAUACAAAUACAAUUUAAGAGCUAUAUGAACUAUGUUAUUUUUUUUUAAUGUUCUGUUAACCGUCUUUUCGAUUAUCCGUCAUACCCUUGGUCUGGUGCCCUGACGGAUAAUCGAGGUUCCACUGUAAGUGAAUUUUUAUUUUCAUAAAUUUGAAUGACAUGGCAACGUAGCCUAGAAGAACUUGCCGUGACUGUGGAAAUUUAACCUAAUAACCCCCUUGUUUAUUUACUUUGAGGUGUGAUUUUUGGGGUUGUUGACAUCGUAGGUACCUACCUGCAUAAUAAUGGAUAUGGGUUUGGUUCAUACAGUGGAACCUCGAUAACUCGGAUUAAUCGGGACCGCGACCGAUCCGGGUUAUCGAAAAUCCGAGAUAGCCGGAGAAUAUGGUAAAAAUUAAUAAAAUACGGUAUACUUACAGAUAAACUCCGUUAGAAUUGAAAUAACAUGAAAUAUAUUUAUAACUAUGCACAGUACAUACUCAUUAAAAUUACUAAAAAAAACACCAAACCCAAACGUAAGCAAAUGGAAGCGAACAAUACAAGACACACAAUACUAAAGACCAUUGUUUAUAAAAAGAAUUUUUUAAAUAGUCUUUCCUAAACAAUGCUGACAGUUUGAAAUAAAAAGGAAUAUAUACUACAGACAGGUCGCUGUUGUUUCUGCGGCGUGUGCUAUGAGUCAUUUUUAAUAUCGUAUAGUUCAAAUUACACACAUACACAUUAUCUCUCAAAUAUUAUACAUUUUUAUUGUUGAAAGGUUUGUCUGAUAAUUAACUACUUUGAUUGGAAAUAAGCCACAAUUAAAUUGAAAAAUACAAAAUAUUGAAAAUCAAAAUGUUUAUCUGAUGAAAAUCGGUCCGGGUUAGCCGGACUUCCGGGUUAUCGUGGGCCGACUUAUCGGGGUUCCACUGUAUUUACAUUAUUUUACCUACCAGGUGCAACUGACCUACUUUUUUAAUCUUUAGAUUUUUGAGUUGCGCGUUGUUGCCAGAUUUCAAUUUGCAUAUCAAAAUGUAUUUUCGUUUUUUUGGUCAAACGGAUCAAUUUAGAAAAAAAUGUUAUAAGACUUUUUUGGUCUACAUUGUGCCUUCUACCUAUACCUUUAAGGAACGCACUAUUUUCGGGGACAUCCUGUAGAGAGGAUUCUAAACGUUGGCGCCUCCAACAACUGGAGUACUCUUAAAAAUUUGUCAGACAAUAUUACCAGUUAAUUAUAAAUAUUUUUAUCAAACAGUACUGCAAAAAUCAGCUGUGAGCGUAUUUUAUAUAAAUUUUAUGAAUAUGAUGCGUGCGCCCCUUCAUCUAUGGGGGGCACUAUAGAGUCAUAAAUGAUGGUUUUUUUGCAGGAUUGUUUAAUAAAAAUAAUUAAAUUUACUGGUAAUAUUGCCUGACAAUGCAUAUACUGCAUAUAAGUCUAAUGGAUAGAAAGAUAAACGAGUGGAUAAGAGAGAAAACAAAAGUUAGGGAUGUUAAACAAGAAGUUGCAAAAUUAAAAUGGAGAUUUGCUGGACACAAUAUAAGACAAAGAGAAGACCAAUGGAACAAAAUUCUUAUAAAUUAAAAACUGUGGGACUAUAAACAAAAGGAUUGGGGAGGCCUAUGUCCAAAAUGGACCGAAGAAGGCUAAUUAGAUAGAUUAGACUGUCUGACAAAUUUUCAAAGGUAGUACAGUUGUCGGACGCACCAAAGUUUAGAAACCUCUAUUUAGGAAACGCCCCCCUCCCGAAAAUUUUCCGAAAUAGAAAAGUUUUCCGACCCGACGUGAAUGACUGAAUAAAAAAAGUCUCAUGAAGAAAGUACUAUAUUUUUUUAAAUUGCGGGCCCAAGGACUAAAAAAUGAGGUUUAUAUAUCACAGUUUGUCCCGGUUUUGACCGAGAGAUGCCCCUCACAAUUUCGGAUAACCCCAUUGGGUUGAAGAACUGAUAUUUUUUUCUUAUUUAGUUGUUAUAGGCUGCUGUAUUGUAAAUGAAAAUAAUAAUAAAAUCUCUUUGUAAUAACUA
Diabrotica virgifera virgifera (western corn rootworm) is the source of this 6344-nucleotide messenger RNA. RefSeq names its product ubiquitin-conjugating enzyme E2 Q2. Gene Ontology annotation, molecular function: ubiquitin conjugating enzyme activity. The transcript is spliced from 6 exons. NCBI's taxonomy places the organism in Eukaryota, Metazoa, Arthropoda, Insecta, Coleoptera, Chrysomelidae. Gene Ontology annotation, cellular component: nucleus. Gene Ontology annotation, biological process: protein polyubiquitination. Bases 139 to 1299 code for a protein of 386 amino acids. The record is from RefSeq and is a predicted model, not a curated record.